AAUAGCCAUGCGGCGAGUGUUUCAGAACUGCCCAAUUCGCACGCGGAGUGAAGCCUUGCGUCCCGUGAGCCACCGGGGCCUGCCUCGGCAGCGUUCCUUGCGUCGCGGCGUCCAAUAAGAGCGGAGGACGCUGUGGUGCAUUGGCAAGGAUAAUCAGAAUGCAGACUCCAGUAGCUCUCCUGGCUUCGCCAGCUUUGCUCCGCUGCUGUUCUCGAGGCCUAACCAGGCCAGUUUCUCUAGCUGUAUUUAGCAGGCCAGAGACUCAAACUGCGCAGUCUUUCGGCAUUUCCCAUCGUCAACUGGCUCACCGAGAAUUCCAGACUACUGCUGUCUCCCAUGAUAUUGAUACUGCUGCUAAAUUUAUUGGCGCUGGUGCUGCUACAGUCGGGGUAGCCGGCUCGGGAGCUGGGAUUGGCACAGUGUUUGGCAGCUUAAUCAUUGGUUAUGCCAGGAACCCAUCCCUCAAGCAGCAGCUGUUUUCUUACGCUAUCUUGGGUUUUGCCCUCUCAGAGGCCAUGGGGCUCUUCUGUUUGAUGGUGGCAUUCCUCAUUCUAUUUGCUAUGUGAAAACCUCAGAGCUAUGCUGCAGCUACCGCCUGUCUGUGUCCUCUCCAGUUUGAGCCUGCCUCCCUUGCCAGAGUGUUACCGAUUUAAACAAACUUUAUCUAAAUAAACAAGAUUCAAAUUUUC
Messenger RNA from Hemicordylus capensis (graceful crag lizard), 689 nucleotides. RefSeq names its product ATP synthase membrane subunit c locus 1 (gene ATP5MC1). Gene Ontology annotation, biological process: proton transmembrane transport; proton motive force-driven ATP synthesis. The transcript has 5 exons. Bases 159 to 566 code for a protein of 135 amino acids. Gene Ontology annotation, molecular function: proton transmembrane transporter activity. The record is from RefSeq and is a predicted model, not a curated record. Lineage: Eukaryota; Metazoa; Chordata; Lepidosauria; Squamata; Cordylidae.